Enterobius vermicularis (human pinworm) is the source of this 1515-nucleotide messenger RNA. The record is from the annotation of a GenBank genome assembly. NCBI's taxonomy places the organism in Eukaryota, Metazoa, Nematoda, Chromadorea, Rhabditida, Oxyuridae.
UUUAUGCAGGGAAAGGAAGAUAGAAGACCUGGGAAGGAUGACAGCAUUGUCGCAGGAGGAAAUUCUUCAAGGCACUCGAACAGUCGUUCAAGGACUUGAAGCAUUAAAAUUGGAGCAUGAGACUAUAAAGGGCACACUUGUAAAUAGCAUACAAGGUCUCAGUCCAGAUGAGUCAUCGUUGAUUGAGGAGAAAACUCUUAUUCUAGAGAAGAAUCUAGAUAUGCUUCGCUUAGGGAUUGAAGAGGCGCAGGUAAUGAUGGCAUUAGCUAGUCAUCUGCAAACUGUAGAGGCUGAAAAGCAGAAACUGAAAGCUCAGGUUAGACGUUUAUGCCAGGAAAACGCAUGGUUAAGAGAUGAGUUGAAUUCAACUCAGCAGAAGUUGCAAAGUAGUGAACAGCAAGUGGCUCAACUCGAGGAGGAGAAGAAGCAUUUGGAAUAUAUGAAUUCUAUAAAGAAAUACGAUAUUGAUCAACAGGAAAGUGAUAAAGGGUCUGACCAACAUGAUCUACGCGGCAAUGAGAGCACACUGCAAGAACUUGGUUUUGGUCCGGAGGAGGAUGAAGAAAUGUCCGGUAAUGUCCAAGGCCAGUUUAAUCCUACUCCCGCCCACUCCAUGGCGGCUAGUGCAUCAGCAGGAUAUGAAAUACCUGCUCGGUUACGAACUUUGCAUAAUUUGGUUAUACAGUACGCAGCUCAAGGCAGGUAUGAAGUUGCCGUUCCACUUUGCAAGCAAGCUUUGGAAGAUUUAGAAAAUACAAGUGGUCAUGAACAUGCAGAUGUAGCCACAAUGUUGAAUAUUCUCGCCUUGGUUUACAGAGAUCAAAACAAGUAUAAGGAAGCUGCGAAUUUGUUGAAUCAGGCCCUACAGAUUCGAGAAAAAUGUCUUGGUGAAAACCAUCCUGCUGUAGCUGCUACGUUGAACAAUCUUGCUGUUCUCUAUGGGAAGCGUGGAAAAUACAAAGAUGCAGAACCAUUAUGCAAACGCGCACUAGAAAUACGUGAAAAAGUGUUGGGAGUCGACCAUCCUGAUGUUGCAAAACAGCUAAAUAACCUCGCUUUAUUGUGCCAAAAUCAGGGGAAGUAUGACGAAGUAGAGCGAUACUAUAGGCGAGCUUUGGAAAUUUAUGAAACAAAACUUGGACCUGAUGAUCCGAAUGUUGCUAAAACUAAAAACAACUUAUCAUCUGCAUAUCUUAAACAAGGGAAAUAUAAGGAGGCGGAAAUCUUAUACAAGCAGAUAUUGACACGAGCUCACGAACGUGAAUUUGGCAAGAUAGGAGAGGACAACAAACCAAUAUGGCAAAUAGCUGAAGAUCGUGAAGAAAUUAAGCAGAAACGAGGUGAUGCAGGGACAUAUCAAGAAUAUGGUGGUUGGCAUAAGGCAGCCAAAGUGGAUAGUCCCACAGUUACAACGACUUUGAAAAACCUUGGUGCUUUAUAUCGACGACAAGGCAAGUAUGAAGCAGCGGACACUUUGGAGGAUGCAGCUCUUCGUGCUAAGAAACAGAUGUAGUG